Molecule: messenger RNA, 2068 nt
Organism: Marmota flaviventris (yellow-bellied marmot)
Lineage: Eukaryota; Metazoa; Chordata; Mammalia; Rodentia; Sciuridae
Gene: Vangl2
Product: VANGL planar cell polarity protein 2
Biological process (GO): multicellular organism development
Cellular component (GO): membrane
Source: RefSeq, a predicted model, not a curated record
AGCGCGAGUUCCGAGCGACCCGGAGCAGCGCUGCGGAUACAAAGGCGCCGGGCCGAGCCGGGCGCCCCCGAGCCCACCCGGCAGGUCGCAGCGGCGGGAGCGCCGCUUGAUUUUCUCUGAGAAAAGCCCACCCUUCCAGCAAAAUAGAGUCCCUCAGGGUGACGGUUGACUUCCUAAAGGUGCCUCUUGGCCUGAAGAAGCCGGUGCUGAAGGAGGUGGCUGUGGGGCCCCCCAAAAGGCCCCAGCCUGCGGCCCUGGAGCGCUACAAGGCGCGGCGUUCCGACGCCAUGGACACCGAGUCCCAGUACUCGGGCUACUCCUACAAGUCGGGCCACUCCCGCAGCUCCCGCAAGCACAGGGACCGUCGGGACCGACACCGCUCGAAGAGCCGAGAUGGGAGCCGUGGGGACAAGUCGGUCACAAUCCAGGCUCCAGGAGAGCCCUUGCUGGACAAUGAGUCUACGCGGGGGGAUGAGCGGGACGACAACUGGGGAGAAACCACCACGGUAGUCACGGGUACCUCGGAGCACAGCAUCUCCCACGAUGACCUCACACGAAUCGCCAAGGACAUGGAGGACAGUGUUCCCCUGGACUGCUCCCGUCACCUGGGUGCGGCUGCAGGGGCCACUCUGGCGCUGCUCUCCUUCCUCACCCCGCUGGCUUUCCUGCUGCUACCCCCACUGCUGUGGCGGGAUGAGCUGGAGCCGUGCGGGACGGCCUGCGAGGGCCUCUUCAUUUCGGUGGCCUUCAAGCUGCUCAUCCUGCUGCUGGGCAGCUGGGCUCUGUUCUUCCGCCGGCCCAAGGCCUCGCUGCCCCGGGUCUUCGUGCUGCGCGCCCUGCUCAUGGUGCUCGUCUUCCUGCUCGUGGCCUCCUACUGGCUCUUCUACGGUGUGCGCAUCCUGGACGCCCGGGAGCGCAGCUACCAGGGCGUGGUGCAGUUCGCGGUGUCACUGGUGGACGCCCUGCUCUUCGUGCACUACUUGGCCGUGGUCCUGCUGGAGCUGCGGCAGCUCCAGCCCCAGUUCACGCUCAAGGUCGUGCGCUCCACGGACGGGGCCAGCCGCUUCUACAACGUUGGCCAUCUCAGCAUCCAGCGCGUGGCAGUGUGGAUCCUGGAGAAGUAUUACCAUGACUUCCCUGUCUACAACCCUGCCCUCCUCAACCUGCCCAAGUCCGUCCUGGCCAAGAAAGUGUCUGGCUUCAAGGUGUAUUCUCUCGGAGAGGAAAACAGCACCAACAACUCCACGGGCCAGUCUCGGGCUGCGAUCGCAGCAGCGGCCCGGCGGCGGGACAACAGCCACAAUGAGUACUACUACGAAGAAGCUGAACACGAGCGCAGGGUGCGCAAGCGCAGGGCCAGGCUCGUCGUAGCCGUGGAGGAGGCCUUCACUCACAUCAAGCGACUGCAGGAGGAGGAGCAGAAGAACCCAAGGGAGGUGAUGGAUCCCCGGGAGGCAGCCCAGGCCAUCUUUGCAUCCAUGGCUCGUGCCAUGCAGAAGUACCUUCGGACCACCAAGCAGCAGCCUUACCACACCAUGGAGAGUAUCCUGCAGCACCUGGAAUUCUGCAUCACUCACGACAUGACCCCCAAGGCUUUCCUGGAGCGGUAUCUGGCAGCUGGACCCACCAUCCAGUACCACAAGGAACGCUGGCUGGCCAAACAGUGGACACUGGUGAGCGAGGAGCCGGUGACCAAUGGGCUUAAGGAUGGCAUCGUUUUCCUCUUAAAACGCCAGGACUUCAGCCUGGUGGUCAGCACCAAGAAGGUGCCCUUCUUCAAACUCUCCGAGGAAUUUGUGGAUCCCAAGUCACACAAGUUUGUCAUGAGGCUGCAAUCGGAGACCUCAGUGUGAUCAUGCAACUGCAGGGGAGUGGGAGACUCGGGGGCUUCUGCGGGGCCGGAGAGGGGCUUGGUUCUCAGGCCCAGCCACGUUCCCGCUGCCCUUUUCCCUCUUGCUCUUGUUUUUUUACUUGAAUUAACUCACCCCUCACCCUGCCUCCUUCCCUCUUCCUUAUUUUGCCCACGUGAACCUGGAGAGAUCAUCCUGCUGUUAACAGUACCUGGGAA